This is a messenger RNA of Calypte anna (Anna's hummingbird), 2001 nucleotides long. RefSeq names its product solute carrier family 16 member 5 (gene SLC16A5). Lineage: Eukaryota; Metazoa; Chordata; Aves; Apodiformes; Trochilidae. The coding region runs from base 419 to 1891 and encodes 490 amino acids. Gene Ontology annotation, molecular function: monocarboxylic acid transmembrane transporter activity. The record is from RefSeq and is a predicted model, not a curated record. Gene Ontology annotation, biological process: monocarboxylic acid transport; transmembrane transport. The transcript has 6 exons.
GAAGUAUCUAACAGUGGGCCAUGAGCUGAGGGGGCUGCACAGCCAGGGGAUGAGUCGUCUGACCAAUUCUGGUCUCAGCCUGAGCAGGACAGAGUGACCUUAGUGGCUGCCAGCAAGGGGACUCCGUGUGAUGAAAACAGGUGAAAGGGAAAUAAGGGCGGGCUCAAGGAUCUCAUAGUGAGAAGGAAGGGAGGUGCUAGAAGAAAUGCAGAGCAAGAAGUCUAAAGUGUCAGCUGCUAAAGGUGUGAGAUGUGCCAGAGCCUCUGAGCCUCGGGAAUACCACCAGCCCUUCUCUGGAGGUCCCUUUGCUGGGCUGAGGGCUGUGUGGUAGCUGCACAGCCCCCCUCAGCAGUCCAGCUUGGGAGGAGAAAGAAACCACCAUAAGGGAUCCUUCAAGAGCCCUUCAGGGCUUCGGAUCAUGUCCCAAGGAAGAGCAGCAGCACGUGAAGCUGCCAUACCCCAGGACCAGGGAUGGGCAUGGAUGGUCCUGCUUGCUGCAGUGCUGCUGCAGGGGCUGACAUUGGGCUUCCCCUCCUGCAUUGGUGUCUUCUUCAAGGACCUGCAGCAUGAGUUCCAGGCCAGCAACAGCGAGACGUCGUGGUUCCCAUCCAUCAUGGUGGCCGUGCUGCAUGGAGGUGGGCCCCUCUGCAGCAUCCUGGUGAAGCGGUUUGGCUGCAGGUUUGUAGUGAUGCUCGGUGGCCUCCUCAGUGGGGUGGGCAUGGUGUCCAGCUCCUUCUGCAAGUCCAUCAGCCAGCUCUACCUGACAGCUGGCCUCAUCACUGGUCUGGGAUCAUGCUUCUGUUUCCAGGCAGGAGUGACUGUGCUGGGCUUCUACUUUGUGCGCUGGCGAACCCUGGCCAAUGCCAUGGCAUCCACUGGGGUCUCUCUUGGCUUCACACUGUGGCCACUACUUUCUCAAUACUUGCUGGAUGAGAUGGGCUGGAGAAACACCUUUCUUAUCUUUGGAGGAAUACUAUUGAACUGUUGUGUUUGUGGAGCCAUCAUGAGACCUGUUCAGCUUGCAUCAGCAUCACCACUGCACUCACCCAAGCCUGCAGAGGAGCCAGGGAGAAGAGCAGACGGGGCACAGCUGUCCAAUGGGCCAUCUUCUUCCCAUCCCAAGUUCCAGCAGCAAACCAGAAGGACUGCAUGCUUCCAGCUGCUGCAGAAGUACCUGGCUUUUGACAUCUUCUGUCAAAACAAAGGUUACCAGAUUUACACAAUUGGAGUGACCUGGAUGAUGAUGGGCUUUGCAUUACCACAUAUCUACCUUGUGCCUUAUGCUGUCCAGAAUGGGGUGGAGGAACGUAGGGCAGCCCUCCUCAUCUCCGUUAUUGGGUUCAUCAACAUCUUCAUACGGCCUUUGACAGGGCUGCUCUCAGGACACAGACUCUUCACAGGGAGACGAAUCUACCUGUUCAGCCUGGCUGUGUUCCUCUGCGGGCUGAGCAACUUCAUUUGUGUCAUUUCAGCUGAGUUCAGGGUGCUCAUCAUCUACUGUGUCAUCCUCAGUGUAGCCAUGAGUGGUGUUGGGGCACUCACCUUCCAGGUGCUGAUGGAUGUGGUGGAGAUGGACAGGUUCUCAAGUGCUCUGGGGCUCUUCACUAUCCUGGAGAGCAUCACGCUCCUCAUUGGACCCCCUCUCACAGGUCUCCUGGUGGACAUAACUAGUGAUUUCCACUAUGUCUUCUACAACUCCAGUUUCUUCCUGAUAUCAGCUGCAUUAUUCAUGGGGCUCAGUUUCUGCACUCUGGAAAAAAAAACCAAAUUGAAAGAGGCUUCAAAAGUACCUUUAGAUAAUUCCUCCAGGUAUCAAUACAAUGAAAUGCCAUCUGAACCACAGCCUGAGAGCCAACCCCCCCCAGCAGUCAUGUACAUCACCAGCAUCUGAAAAGAAAGAGAAGGAAAAAAAGAGAGGAACACAAACAAUUAGGAGACCUGCACAGGGGCCAGCACUGAUGGCAGAUAAGGAAACAAGUGUCUGCUUUCCACAACUGGCAG